Penicillium longicatenatum is the source of this 516-nucleotide messenger RNA. RefSeq names its product E2 ubiquitin-conjugating protein UBC8. The transcript is spliced from 6 exons. NCBI's taxonomy places the organism in Eukaryota, Fungi, Ascomycota, Eurotiomycetes, Eurotiales, Aspergillaceae. Bases 1 to 516 code for a protein of 171 amino acids. Gene Ontology annotation, cellular component: nucleus. Gene Ontology annotation, biological process: protein polyubiquitination; ubiquitin-dependent protein catabolic process. The record is from RefSeq and is a predicted model, not a curated record. Gene Ontology annotation, molecular function: ubiquitin conjugating enzyme activity.
AUGAGCAGCCCGAAAAGAAGAAUCGAGACCGAUGUCAUGAAGCAAGAGUUUUAUGUUCGCUUCAAGGGACCAGAAGAGACACCGUUCACCGGAGGUCACUGGAAGAUUCAUGUCGAACUGCCGGACCAGUAUCCCUACAAGAGCCCCAGCAUUGGAUUCGUUAACCGCAUCUUCCACCCCAACAUUGAUGAGUUGUCUGGAUCGGUUUGUCUGGACGUCAUCAACCAAACAUGGUCUCCCAUGUAUGACAUGCUCAACAUCUUCGAAGUCUUCCUCCCUCAGCUUCUACGAUACCCCAAUCCAUCUGACCCGCUCAAUGGUGAGGCGGCAGCUUUGAUGAUGCGAGAGCCCAAAGCCUACGAGGCCAAAGUCAAGGAAUAUGUCUCAAAGUAUGCCAGCAAAGAAGCUGUUGACGAGGCAGGAGAAGAUACCGAGUCUGAAGAUGAGCUCAGCUCCGCCGGGAGCUAUGAGUCUGACGGAGAGGAAGAACCAGCCGGGGCAAUGGACGACGUCUGA